This is a messenger RNA of Verticillium dahliae VdLs.17, 1048 nucleotides long. Its product is annotated as peroxin-11. Bases 173 to 877 code for a protein of 234 amino acids. Gene Ontology annotation, biological process: regulation of peroxisome size; peroxisome fission. Gene Ontology annotation, cellular component: peroxisomal membrane. Lineage: Eukaryota; Fungi; Ascomycota; Sordariomycetes; Glomerellales; Plectosphaerellaceae. The record is from RefSeq and is a predicted model, not a curated record. The transcript is spliced from 2 exons.
GGCACGCUGUGUGUGUUUAUCUGCCUUGCUUGUGAUCGAACGCUGAAUUGUCCGAAUCAGCCAUCCCUCAUCUCUCGCCAACGACGUGAACCUCUGCAUCGCCACAAUCGAAAGUCCAGCAACCCCUCCCAUACUUUCCAUCGACCCCGGAUAAUCAGACUGCACGCGCAUCAUGGUCGCCGACGCUCUCAUCUACCACCCCUCUGUGGCGCAUUACUUGCGCUUUGUCGCAACCACCGUCGGGCGCGACAAGCUGCUGCGCACCCUUCAAUACUUCGCCCGCUUCUAUGCCUGGUAUCUCCUCCGCACCAACGGCACGGCUGCGCAGACUGCUCCCUGGGAUGCCAUCAAGAAGCAGUUUGGCCUGACCCGCAAGCUGAUGCGCGUCGGCAAGAACGUUGAGCACUUCAAGGCCGCCGCUGCCGCUUCCGAUGCCAAAACCACGGAUCCCAUCCUGCGCUACGCCGCCGUCGGCCGCCAGCUCGGCUACGCCGGCUACCUCUCCUUUGACAUGGCCACCGUCCUAGAUGCCGUCGGCAUCCGCAAGUCGCCCCGCGCCAAGACCCUCCAGCGCGAGGCCUAUCGCUUCUGGGCCAUGGGUAUUGCCUGCAGCGUCGUCGCUCAGGUGUACACGCUCUAUCGCCUCCAGCAGCGCGAGGCGCGAGUCGAUAAGAAGGAUGGUGAAGGCGUGGUUGAGGGGAAGAGGAUAGCCCUGGAACGAGCUGCCAGCCGACUUCAGCUCCUGUCUGACGUCUGCGACCUGUCCGUGCCAACCUCAGCUCUGGGCUGGGUUGCCGUCGAUGAUGGUCUGGUCGGCCUUGCUGGAACCGUCAGCAGUCUCAUCGGGGUAUAUACACAGUGGAAGAAGACGGCGUAGCGUAGCGUGGUUGCUGGUUCUGAUGCACCACAUCUUUUUUAUACAUCUCAUGUCUGCGCUGUGCUUGGUCAUUUAUUCAGUGUACUUGGAGCAAGUUGAGUAACGAGUGCAAGUUCAAUUUGUUCGGAGGUCAUGGUCAUUAUUGUACAAGAAACAUCAUUGCGAUCCGGC